Acaulospora colombiana is the source of this 259-nucleotide messenger RNA. NCBI's taxonomy places the organism in Eukaryota, Fungi, Glomeromycota, Glomeromycetes, Diversisporales, Acaulosporaceae. The record is from the annotation of a GenBank genome assembly.
CUGUUUGGUAGUGAUGUGCAUUCCCAUGAUAGCUGCCCAGUCGUAUACUACCGGCACGGGAGUCAUUGUUGAGCCAUCCCCACUGAACGUUUGGUUGCUCAUCGUCGAGUUGCUAUUUGCAUCUCCACUAGUCGAAUUCAUCAAGGAUUUGUUCGUUUUUUACUGGCCUGCUGUUGGUCGUUUGCACUGUGCCGCUCCAACGACUCCCAAUAGCCAGUGCCUAUUUUCUCCUCGGGUCGUACGGCCGGGUCAAAAUUAA